AUGAUAGCGCAAACUCCGCAACUUCCGCAACCUUCCCCAACGCCAGCUGAUCCUUCUCAGACAUACAUUCCGUCAGGCUGCCGGCUUCCGCCGUGCGAUACCGAAGUUUUUACCGGCGACUAUCUUCACUCCGGAUCUGAGGCGACCUUCAUCACUGAGCGCCUCUUCAACCUGAAUAAACUGCCGUUCCAGGUUAUCCGAGCACAGGUCUCAGGACUUAAUCAAACGGUCUCCGCUGAGACCAAAAAGAUCUGUCAAUUCACGAUCCGUUCUCCAACCCGGCCUAGCUUGCAGUUAAACACCACUGCCUACGUGCUUCCACAAAUAGCCGGAAAUCUUCCUUCAUGUCCGCUUCCGCAACAUUUCCUGCGAGACCUUCCCGAACUUCCGCUAGCGGAUCCAAAGUUUUAUGAGAGCGCACAAAAAGAUAUUCUAAUCGGGGCCGAUAUACUUCCAUCCAUUCUACUAAGCGUUGCACACACGUAUGAAGCGUCCCUCGAUAAGCUCCUCACCAAAUUCUGGGAGGUGGAGGAUCUGCCAGUAAAGGUGGCAAAAGAAUCCGACCUGAUUUGUGAGGACAAUUUCCUUCGGACCACCUCAAAAGACGAGACCGGCAGAUCCCAGGCGCUGGCUCAAUUAUUAAGAAACGAGCAGCGGCUAAAAAGGGACAGUACUCUAAAAUCCAAGUACGACUCAGUUAUUCAAGAAUAUCUCGACCUCAAUCACAUGAGAGAAGUCCUUCCUACCCACGAUUCAGCGUGUUACUACCUGCCACACCUUGCAGUGUUAAAACCGGAGAGUACGACCACCAAACUUCGAGUGGUAUUCAACGCCUCCAGCCCUUCAGACAAUAGGGUCAGCUUAAAUCAUAUCCUUCAUGCUGGCCCGGUCCUACAGUCCGAUCUAAUCAUCCAGAUCCUGAAGUGGCGAUAUUUCCGAUUUGUGUAUAGUAUAGAAAAUGUACCUGCAGAUCUGGGUAGAUCCGCAGCAGACAUCGUUCCAACGUAUCUUAUUCCGCGAUAG
Drosophila rhopaloa is the source of this 1023-nucleotide messenger RNA. RefSeq lists its product as uncharacterized. Bases 1 to 1023 code for a protein of 340 amino acids. The transcript is spliced from 4 exons. The record is from RefSeq and is a predicted model, not a curated record. NCBI's taxonomy places the organism in Eukaryota, Metazoa, Arthropoda, Insecta, Diptera, Drosophilidae.